Messenger RNA from Dryobates pubescens (Downy woodpecker), 1533 nucleotides. It is a transcript of the gene MAEA, whose product is annotated as macrophage erythroblast attacher, E3 ubiquitin ligase. The transcript has 10 exons. Lineage: Eukaryota; Metazoa; Chordata; Aves; Piciformes; Picidae. Bases 283 to 1329 code for a protein of 348 amino acids. Gene Ontology annotation, molecular function: protein binding; ubiquitin protein ligase activity. Gene Ontology annotation, biological process: proteasome-mediated ubiquitin-dependent protein catabolic process. The record is from RefSeq and is a predicted model, not a curated record. Gene Ontology annotation, cellular component: cytoplasm; GID complex; nucleus.
CUGCCUCCGGCCGGGCUGGGCGAGGGCGGGGGAGGAGGUGGGAGCCCAAUCCAAGAUGGCGGUGCAGGAAUCAGCUGCUCAGCUCUCAAUGACUUUGAAGGUGCAGGAGUAUCCCACUCUCAAGGUGUUAUAAGCUAACACAAGUGAGGAGAGGAAGCCCAUUCAAAGGAGAGCAUAGUUCUGUAAUGGUUCCCCUCACCUAAUCUGGUGCCAUAUGAAACACUGAACAAACGCUUUCGAGCUGCACAGAAAAACAUUGACCGGGAAACGAGCCACGUCACCAUGGUGGUGGCAGAGCUGGAGAAGACACUGAGCAGCUGCCCUGCUGUGGAUUCAGUUGUUAGUCUCUUGGAUGGAGUAGUUGAAAAGCUCAGUGUUCUGAAACGAAAGGCAGUUGAAUCAAUCCAGGCUGAGGAUGAAAGUGCCAAGCUCUGCAAGCGCAGGAUUGAGCACCUGAAGGAGCACAGCAGUGACCAGCCGGCUGCCGCCAACAUGUGGAAGAAGAAGCGCAUGGACCGGAUGAUGGUGGAGCAUCUCCUACGCUGUGGCUACUACAACACAGCUGUGAAACUAGCAAGGCAAAGUGGCAUUGAGGACUUGGUAAAUAUUGAGAUGUUUUUGACUGCUAAAGAAGUAGAAGAGUCACUGGAAAGACAAGAAACUAUGACUUGCUUGGCUUGGUGCCACGACAACAAAUCCAGGCUCAGAAAAAUGAAGAGCUGUCUGGAGUUCAGCCUAAGGAUUCAGGAGUUCAUUGAGCUCAUCCGACAGAACAAGAGACUGGAUGCUGUGAGACAUGCAAGGAAGCAUUUCAGUCAGGCUGAGGGCAGCCAGCUGGAUGAGGUUCGACAAGUGAUGGGAAUGUUGGCCUUUCCUUCAGACACUCACAUCUCUCCCUACAAGGAUCUCUUGGACCCUGCUCGAUGGAGAAUGCUGAUCCAACAGUUUAGAUAUGACAACUACAGACUACAUCAGCUGGGAAACAACUCUGUUUUCACUAUCACACUCCAGGCAGGCCUUUCAGCUAUAAAAACACCGCAGUGUUACAAAGAGGAUGGGAGCUCCAAGAACCCAGACUGCCCUGUGUGUAGCAAGUCGCUGAACAAGCUGGCUCAGCCCCUGCCCAUGGCACACUGUGCCAACUCCCGGCUAGUCUGCAAGAUUUCGGGGGAUGUGAUGAAUGAAAAUAACCCUCCCAUGAUGCUACCAAAUGGAUAUGUCUACGGCUACAACUCUCUGCUUUCUAUUCGCCAAGACGACAAAGUAAUUUGCCCAAGAACCAAAGAAGUCUUCAACUUCUCACAAGCUGAGAAAGUCUACAUCAUGUAGGUCAGUGGAGCAGAGGCUGAGGUGCCGCUGAGCUGACACAGUCAGUGUGUGUUGGGCAUCCCCUGGCAUGGGGGGGGGCCUUCAUGUGUGGCAAAGAAGCAAAACCUGCCACCUUGGAUCAGACUUGUCCGUGGCAUUCUUGUUUCUUGCGACCAAAGAAUCAAUGAGCAACAAUAAACACUCUUAAAAAGAAAGCAAAACAAA